Messenger RNA from Monoraphidium neglectum, 1134 nucleotides. Its product is annotated as stearoyl-CoA desaturase (delta-9desaturase). Gene Ontology annotation, molecular function: oxidoreductase activity, acting on paired donors, with oxidation of a pair of donors resulting in the reduction of molecular oxygen to two molecules of water. Gene Ontology annotation, cellular component: endoplasmic reticulum membrane. The record is from RefSeq and is a predicted model, not a curated record. Bases 1 to 1134 code for a protein of 377 amino acids. The transcript is spliced from 5 exons. Gene Ontology annotation, biological process: lipid metabolic process. Lineage: Eukaryota; Viridiplantae; Chlorophyta; Chlorophyceae; Sphaeropleales; Selenastraceae.
AUGGCGCCUGUUGAAAUUGAGCGCUCCUACAGCGAGGCCUAUGACCUCCUGAAGGGCUGCAAGGACCCCGAUGUGCUCAACACGGCCCACCCCAAGCUGUCCCAGGAGGCGCAGGCCACCGCGCCGGGCGCGAGGCGCAUCCCCUUUAGCGACAUCUAUGCGACUGGCAAGGGGCGCUCCUUCCGUGCGGGCGGGCUCCUCAACAUGCCCACCAAGGAGAUCCCCACCCACGGCGCCAAGAUGAAGAACAUGGUCACCUGCGGCAUGCGCUGCACGGCCAUCGGCUCCAUGCACGUCAUUCUGGCGCUGUACGGCUACAGCACCUUCACCUGGGGUUGGGCGGCCGUGGGCUGGUCCAUCUUUGCCUUCUGCGGCAUUGUGGGCAUCACUUUGGGCUACCACCGCAUGCUCACCCACAAGUCCUUCAAGACAUACAAGUGCCUGGAGUACCUGAUCGCGUUCGUCGGCACCCAGGCCGGCCAGGGCGACCCCAUUGAGUGGGUGUCCACCCACCGCUACCACCACCUGCACACCGACACCCCCCUGGACCCCCACUCCCCCUACGAGGGCUUCUGGUGGAGCCACCUGCUGUGGCUGACCGGCACUGAGCACUCCCUGCUGGACUACGCCAACGUGCCCGACCUCAAGAACCAGCUGUUCUACAAGGUGAUGGAGUUCACCUUCUUCCCGCUGCUGUUCAUUGUGAAGCCCGUCCUGAUGUACCAGAUGGGCGGGAUGCAGGCUGUGUGCUGGACCUGCGCGUUCCCCCUGGUCUGGGGCUACCACACCACGUUCCUGGUCAACAGCGCGUCGCACAUCUGGGGCACCCGCCCCUUCGAGACCGGGGACCUGUCCACCAACUGCUGGUGGGUGGCGCUCCUUGCGUUUGGCGAGGGCUGGCACAACGCCCACCAUGCCUUCCCCUACUCUGCGCGCCACGGCCUGGAGUGGUACGAGUUUGAUGCCACGUGGAUCCUCAUCUGCGCCAUGAAGGCGCUCGGCCUGGUGUGGGACGUGCAGCUGCCCUCUGAGAAGGCCAAGGCGCUCAAGCGCCGGAAGGAGCAGCCGCCCGCCGCCGUGGUGACGGCCGUUGUCACCAUGGAGAAGCAGGCCGCCCGCAAGCGCAAGGCCUAG